GUGUGUGUGUGUGUUCCUGCCAACAGUAUAAAAUCAGUCAGUUGGUCAGAGGAACAAAAGUAGAGGGAAGCAACUGAAAUCUCUGUUUGACGGCAAAGCGAAAAGCCAAACAGCAGACAGAGACGGGACAAGACAGGUGCAGAUCACAGGAGAAUGUGUCCUGUGUGGCUAUUGGUUGCUGGGGCGGUGGUGGGUGUGGUCAGAGGAGCUGUCAGUCAGUGCUGGGAGCAUCCAAGCUGCCAGGAGGUCAACUCUGAACGCAGCAUGAUGGAAUGUAUCCAACUAUGCCGGCCCGACACCAAUGAGAUGCCCAUCCUCCCCGGUGAUGCCCACCUCCAGCCCCCUCCUCCAUCAGAUCCUUUUUCUCUUUUACCUUUUCCCUCCUUCUCCUCCUCACCUCAGACCAAGCGCUCCUACUCAAUGGAGCAUUUCCGCUGGGGGAAGCCAGUUGGUCGAAAGCGCCGCCCGAUCAAAAUCUACACCACCAACGGUGUGGAGGAGGAAUCGGCUGAGGUUUUCCCAGGAGAGAUCAGAAGGCGGGAGCUGGCCAGUGAGAUGGAGGACGAGGAGAAGGUGGCACAGGAAGAGCAGAUGCCGGGUGAUGUCCAUGAGAAAAAAGACGGCACGUACAAGAUGAAGCACUUCCGCUGGAGCGGCCCACCUGCCAGCAAACGCUACGGUGGCUUCAUGAAGAGCUGGGACGAGCGAAGCCAGAGGCCACUGCUCACACUCUUCAAAAACGUCAUUAACAAAGAUGGACAGGAGGAGAUGAGGGAGCAGUGAAGGAGGAGGGAGACACAAGAAAUAGGUCACUACCACACCUUCAUCUGAUUGGCCAACAAGUAACUGAAAAUAAACUACAACGUUUGUCACUGAAUAUAAAAAGACCAAUAAGUCAAUGUUUUGAAACAACAAAUGUCAGUUAAUUGCAUUACCAGUUAAUUGAUUGAUUACUGUAGUAACAAAUUACUGAUCAAUUCAGUUUUCUUAUUAGAAUUAAAGUUUUUAGGCAUCUUAAUUUUCCUACCCACCCAAGAUAUCAACUGUACAAGAGCCUAAAACAGAGAAAACCUGAAAUAUUCACAAAAAUAUUUUUCUUUUUUGUGCAUUAAAAUAAAUCAAAUUGUUAAACCCAUAUCAAAAAAGCUCUAAUUAAUUGAAUAGUUGCUUUGCCUCUAACUUUAUUCCAUGUACAGGAAGUGAGGAUGCACCAUACUCGAAGAGAAGGUCAGGGUGGAUGGCAGGUGAAGAAAACACCAGAGAGCAGUGUUUACAUCAUGUGGGCGGCAAAAGUAUGAUGAGGAAAGGUUUAUGGGGGAAAAAAACACAAUCUUGUUUAAAUGCACAUAUUUUUCUCCUCUCUUUUCCCUGGGUUUUGUUGUUUUAAAUUCUUGUUGGGCUGUCAUAAAUGGCUGUUUUAACAGAGAAGUGCAGCAAAAAAGGUUUUAAUUAGACAGAGAAGAUUAUUCACAGAAACUUGAAACAUGAUAAGAAGGAGUAAAAAAUGAGAGGAGAAAGGAUGAGAGAAAUAUGUUUUAUAUUCUGAUUUAUGUAAAUAACUGUAAAUGGCAUAAAAACAUAAAGAUCUUUGCAAGCAAAAGAUAAGUGAUGUGAUGUCUAUCUAUCUAUCUAUCUAUCUAUCUAUCUAUCUAUCUAUCUAUCUAUCUAUCUAUCUAUCUAUCUAUCUAUCUAUCUAUCUAUCUAUCUAUCUAUCUAUCUAUCUAUCUAUCUAUCUAUCUAUCUAUCCUUACAUUAUUGAUAAAUGUAAAUAUUAAACAAGAAGUUUUACCAAACUUGGACCGCCCGGCGACAAAGAUGACCCCUGUGACCUUGAAAAUGAGGUCACAGUCACCAAAUGCGAACUUGACCUGUGUCUUAUUAUGGUACACCUGUGUACCAAAUAUGGUGAGGCUACAUCGAUAUUUUCUCGAGUUAUCGCGCGGAAACCAAAUUGUUACAGACAAACAAGCAAACAAGCAAGCAAGGCCAUGCAGCUGAAAGCAAUACCUUCCGGCAAACACAGUUUGGCCGGGCGGUAAUUAAGUCUGAUAUUUAAUUCAUCUCUCUACAAUAUAUACUGUAUGUGCUUGUGGCAAUUUGAUACACAUCAGGGGAAAAGAUCAUGAAGAUAACCUGAGUAGUAUCACAAGGAGUCCACAAGAGAGCAGCACAGGCUUACAGCUCAACAGACAACACAGCAGCACAGCUGGAGAAUUAAAAUGUUGUGGAUUAAGUAAUAAAUUAGCUAUUUUAUACAUUUACAUUCUAUCUAGAAAGACUGGUAUUGCAAUGAAGGAUGAACAGUAUAAAAAGAGUCAAACCCAGGAUGUUACACUUACAAGAUGCUAUAUACCACAUUUCUUCUCUGUAUCAUCUGAAAUUAUCAAGUCUUGAUAGAAUGAAUGAUGUUUGACAGCAAUAAUAAUUUGCAUAGUACACAGGUGAUUUGAUGAAAAGGUCUUUAUUAUUUUUGCUUGAAGAAAACAUCAGUCUCUCUGCAAGCAUGCAAAAAAACAAUGAAAAAAAAAACAGAUAGAAAGGGCAAACAGACAUGAGUAUCAGAGUGAAACUAGUGUGGAACAGACUCCACCCACUGCAGGGAGAGAACACAUUUUAGACAAACCAUGAGUUUGGAUAAAACUGCUCUUCAGAGUUUCACUUCCCUUUCUGAGAUCAGUAACCAUGACAACAGACACACAUCACUGAUGAACCACGACAACAGACAGGUUUCAGUACUAAAGAUAAAAAUGUUGACGUGGACUUUUGUCCCUUGGAAGUUUUGACCGUUAAUCCCCAAUCUAUUGAUGCUUGGUUUUACAAUUACAAAUAAAUUACCUAUUGUGAAAAGUGUGACAUAUUUAUUGUUUUUCGCCAUUUGAAGAUUUCUUAUAUAUAACAGAAAAGACUUGAAUGAUGUGAGCUUGCUCCUUCAGUCAAAAUAAAUGUUAUUAACUGCUGA
Molecule: messenger RNA, 2959 nt
Organism: Acanthochromis polyacanthus (spiny chromis)
Lineage: Eukaryota; Metazoa; Chordata; Actinopteri; Pomacentridae
Product: pro-opiomelanocortin-like
Exons: 3
Coding region: 154-783 (209 amino acids)
Biological process (GO): neuropeptide signaling pathway
Cellular component (GO): extracellular region
Molecular function (GO): neuropeptide hormone activity
Source: RefSeq, a predicted model, not a curated record